Racocetra fulgida is the source of this 614-nucleotide messenger RNA. The record is from the annotation of a GenBank genome assembly. Lineage: Eukaryota; Fungi; Glomeromycota; Glomeromycetes; Diversisporales; Gigasporaceae.
AGCAGAGAGAUAAAGAGAAGACCAACCUUAUUGCUAAAUUAGAUGAUGAUAUCAAGGAAAUCAAACAGGAGCAAAUUGCUAUUAAUCUUUCGGUGCAAGGUGAUACAUCCAUACCGAAAUCUCCAAUUAAUUCAGAAUCACAGGUAACUCCCCAAUCAUCCGUUUCGCCACCUAUUGAGGAUGACUCUAAUGCGAAGAAUAGCCCCAAUGUGACUCAACAUAUCUGUUCAGAAUCUAAAACAUUGGAAGAAAAAGAGGACGAUGAAUUCAUAGAUUUGGUAUAUAAGGAAAAAGUUAGCAAUGAGAUAAGACAGAAAAGGCGGGAAAAAAAGUUUCAAGACUCUGCUGAUACUUCCUCUAAUAUUUCUCAUGAGCAAAAAAAUAUCCAAUCAAUUUUUAAUGAGUCAGGGGACCGCGAGCCCGAAGGAAUAUCCAGUGAUCAGGUACAAGGUUCCGAAAUAAAAAUUCUCUACAAUCAGAAAGUAGAACAAGGCAUAAUGCAUGAGUUAAAUGUUUGUUCUAAGGAAAGUAUCUCUAUACAAGACAUAGAUGUGCAAAUUCCUGAACUUCCCCUAGAAUCAAUAUUGAUAGUGUCUAAUGAAGUUACGCCUUAG